Messenger RNA from Labrus mixtus (cuckoo wrasse), 3426 nucleotides. It is a transcript of the gene tfe3a, whose product is annotated as transcription factor binding to IGHM enhancer 3a. NCBI's taxonomy places the organism in Eukaryota, Metazoa, Chordata, Actinopteri, Labriformes, Labridae. Gene Ontology annotation, molecular function: DNA-binding transcription factor activity, RNA polymerase II-specific; RNA polymerase II cis-regulatory region sequence-specific DNA binding; protein dimerization activity. Bases 298 to 1875 code for a protein of 525 amino acids. Gene Ontology annotation, biological process: regulation of transcription by RNA polymerase II. The record is from RefSeq and is a predicted model, not a curated record. Gene Ontology annotation, cellular component: nucleus. The transcript is spliced from 11 exons.
AUCUAUGCUCCCAGCUACACUGCACACCCUCUGCCUGUCUGCCUGUCUGUCUGUCUGCCUGUCUGUCUGCCUGUCUGCCUGUCUGUCUGUCUGUCUGCGGUUCAGCGUGCUUGUUCUCCAGGUCCCAGUAGUACCAGCAGCUCGGAGCGGGACUCGGACCUGUGUAGUGUAAGUGGACCAGUUAUGUCUCCGCUGUGAUUCUGAGCUGUCACUUUGAUCCCGCGGUGGCUGCUGGGAAAUAAAGCCCCUCUGUGUGCAGUCUGUGUGCCCGUGAAAAACGUCUCUGUCUGCGGAGACAUGUCAGCUGUGAGCCCGGAGCAGAUCCAGCCCGGAGAGCAGAACCGAGCCGGAGCCGAGCUGGACUAUCAGCAGCAGGAGGAGGAGGCCGGGAUCCUCCAGCCGCAGACCGUCUUUGUCAUCCUGGACUCGGCUGAAACGCUCAACCUGGUUCGGGUGGAGUCUGGUAUCGUCGCUGACAUCGAGGUUGACAAUCUGUUGCCGUCAGACAGCGACACCUUCUACCAGAUCAAGAGUCAGCCAAUCAGCUUGCCAGCAGCAGCUUCUUCCUCUUCUUCAUAUUCAUCCUCUCUGCCAUCAGCCAUGUCAUCCAGGGUUUUGAUGCGUCAAGAUCUUAUGCGUCAGCAGGCUCUGGAGGAGGAGCAGAAGGAGGCGCAGCAGCAGCUCCUCCGCUUGGUUGACUCCUCCUCCCCCAUCUCGGUGUCAGUGUCCUCCUCCUGCAGACCUCCUGCUCAGGUCCCUGUGGAGGUGCUCAAGGUGCAGACUCACCUGGAGAACCCCACCAGGUAUCACAUCCAGCAGGCUCAGAGACAGCAGGUGCGUCAUUACCUCUCCACCAACGGCAAGACGGCCAAUCAGGAGCAAGAUGGAAAACCAAGCCACUCCCCCCAGCCAGGCUCCGCCCCCAAACUCCAGCCUGCAGACAGCAGACAGAAACAUGAGAUGGAGGAUAACGUCAUCGAUGACAUCAUCAGCCUGGAGUCGAGCCUGAACGACGAGUAUCUGACGCUGAUCGACUCCGGACUGCAGCUCGCCAACACGCUGCCGGUGUCAGGGAACAUGCUGGACGUGUACGGCGGCAGCGGAGGGAUGGCCACACCCACCAUCACCGUUAGCAACAGUUGCCCGGCCGACCUGCAUGCGGUCAAGAGAGAGGUGAACGACGUGGAGGCCAAAGCUAUGAUCAAAGAGAGACAGAAGAAAGACAACCACAACCUGAUCGAGAGGAGGAGGAGGUUCAACAUCAACGACCGAAUCAAAGAACUCGGAGAUCUCAUCCCCAAAUCCAGCGAUGCGUCAGUACACAAAUACUGCACUUCUACUCCACAGGAGACCAGGUGGAACAAAGGAACCAUCCUGAAGGCGUCGGUGGAUUACAUCCGCAAACUACAGAAAGAACAGCAGAGGGCGAGAGAGAUGGAGGACAGACAGAGGAGGCUGGAGAACACCAACCACUCCCUGCUGCUGCGCAUACAGGAGUUGGAGCUUCAGGCUCGCCUCCACACCCUCUCUUCCUCCUCCUCCUCCUCACCCGCUCCAAACUCCUCCUCCUCCUCUCUGGACCCCCAGGCCCUGCUCUCCCCCUCACUGUCUCACCCGUUCCACCCCUCCUCCCCCUCCUCCUCCCUGGUGACCCCCCUGGGUCUGGACGCUCUGAGCUUCGUGGAGCUGGACGAGCCUCACGGGGCGUCGGCCGUGUUCUCCCCCGACCUGAUGAGCGACAUGGGGCUGACGGAGCUCGGAGACAUCCUGAUGGAGGAGGGGGGAGGGGGUGUGAUGUCGGACCCCCUGCUGUCCUGCGGAGCGUCAAAGACGAGCAGCAGGAGGAGCAGCUUCAGCAUGGACGAGGACCUCUGAGGACGUCAUCACACACAGCCAUCUUAUUGGCCACCGCUGUUUUUUAUUCUAUUGGAUCAAUUUUUUUAUAAUCCAUGACAUCAUCGAACAGACAACGCUCAAAUGUGACAUCACAGGGAACGACCGUCAUCCAGGGAAACCACGGCAACCACUGUGACCUGGAGUGUAAACAUCCAGUAACUUCUUUAAGAAGAAGAACCACGAAGAAGCUGAUUGGCUGAACACUGAACAAACUUACAGCUGAUUGGUCGAUAGAGUUACUCUUCCUCAAGUCACCAAAAUCUGAUUUUAAAAAUUUGAAAAAGAAAAAGAUUUGUUAUGAGAUUCAUGAUGUUUGAUCAAAUAUUCUACAAAGUACCCGUCUUCCAGCCGAGACCGAUCUCAUGUCUCCGUCUGCCGUGUUGUUACAUUUAGCUCGCCACCCCCCCGAGCCUGUCCGCCAUUUCCCCGGCAGGUUCUCACUUUUAAAGCCCCCAUGAAACAUCUUCCUGCAGGUUGUUUUUUAUUUCACAUUUUAGAGGGAAAGUUGUGUAGCAGUCUGUUUUACACCGUGCGUGCGUGCGUGCGUGCGUGCGUGCGUGCGUGUGUGUGUGUGUGCGAGGAGAAAAAGAGACAAACUGAUGUUUACUCCACGUUAGCGAUCAGGUUGAUGAAUGAGAACAUUCUUUAUUAUUCUCGUGUUCUGCUUAAUGUUUGUAUCACAGGAAACAGAAGGGAACCCGCCAUCUUUCUUUACGUCCUGCUGCUCACGUGCUCGCCAUUUCACCCCUCGAGGUCACUGUCCACGAUCGUCAUCACAUGAAAAUCAUCCAAUCGGUGUUUUUAAUUCAGCCUCGAUCAAACCUGUGAGCAGAGACGCUAGCCCCGCCCACCAGAUGUUUUUAUAUCAUAUUUUAUGUUUUUUAAGAUGAAUGACGGUGGCGGUCUGUUCGCUCGCUGUACAGCUGAGCAGCGAGCGAGCAGUGUGUCGUCUGUAGCUGUUAGCUCGCCGUGCGGCCCGCAGCUGACUCGUCACGAUACCAGAAUUUUAAACUUCAAUAUAAUCUAAGAAAAAAAUCAAACGAUACCUGUUAGUUACCACGGCAACAAACAAAAAAGUCCCAGACACUCGACAUUUGGUGUCUUGUUUUUUUAUCAUCAAAUAUUGCAGGCAAACUCCUGCACACCGGGGCGCCGGCAGCCUGACGGUUAGUGCGUGCACACAUUGUACGGAGGCGGGCGUCCCAGGUUCAAGUCCGACCUGCCAAAAAUCUUUGUGACUCCACUUUGACACAGCGCACAUGGCAGUUACCGUGGCAACAGCAGCCUUCCUUCAGAUGCUGUGAGAUGAAAGCUCUUCUUCCACAAAGGGAUUUUUUUAUUUGUUUGUUUGUUUGUUUGUUAUUGUUGUUCUGAUUGAUGACAUGUUUACAAACAGUGUGUCGUUCAUCACGCAGCAUUGUCGUCUGAUUUUAACGCGUUUUUAUUUCGCGUCAUCGUGUUCGUUUUUAUAGAUUCUUUACGUGUCAGAUUCAAACUUUUUUAUAGAGAAAUAAAAUCAUUUAAGACAAA